This is a messenger RNA of Mesocricetus auratus (golden hamster), 7627 nucleotides long. It is a transcript of the gene Usp13, whose product is annotated as ubiquitin specific peptidase 13. The record is from RefSeq and is a predicted model, not a curated record. Lineage: Eukaryota; Metazoa; Chordata; Mammalia; Rodentia; Cricetidae. The coding region runs from base 127 to 2709 and encodes 860 amino acids. The transcript is spliced from 21 exons. Gene Ontology annotation, molecular function: cysteine-type deubiquitinase activity; zinc ion binding; protein binding. Gene Ontology annotation, biological process: protein deubiquitination.
GCCGAGCCUCCCCAGCUGGAGCCGAUCCCCAGCAGGAGCGGAUCCCCAGUCCGCGCGGCCGCUGAGCCCGGGUCCCACUCCCCUGCUGCGCCGCGCUCCUCUCCAGGCCCGCUGCGCUCCGCGGCGAUGCAGCGCCGGGGCGCCCUGUUCAGCGUGCCGGGCGGCGGCGGCGGCAGGAAGAUGGCUGCAGGGGACCUGGGCGAGCUGCUGGUACCACACAUGCCCACGAUUCGCGUGCCCAGAUCGGGGGACCGCGUCUACAAGAACGAGUGCGCCUUCUCCUACGACUCCCCGAACUCUGAAGGUGGACUCUAUGUAUGCAUGAACACAUUUUUGGCCUUUGGAAGGGAGCACGUUGAAAGACAUUUUCGAAAGACUGGACAGAGCGUAUACAUGCACCUGAAAAGGCACAUGCGAGAGAAGGUAAGAGCAGCGUCUGCUGGAGCCUUACCCAAAAGGAGGAAUUCCAAGUUAUUUUUAGAUCUAGAUAUGGAUGAUGAUUUAAAUAGUGAUGAUUAUGAAUAUGAAGAUGAAGCCAAACUGGUUAUCUUCCCAGACCACUAUGAAAUAGCUCUUCCAAACAUCGAGGAGCUGCCAGCCCUGGUUACAAUUGCUUGUGAUGCAGUGCUCAGCUCCAAGUCACCUUACACGAAGCAGGAUCCAGACACGUGGGAAAAUGAACUGCCAGUGUCGAAGUAUGCCAACAAUCUCGCCCAGCUGGACAAUGGGGUCAGGAUUCCUCCCAGCGGCUGGAAGUGUGCCCGGUGUGACCUGCGGGAGAACCUCUGGCUGAAUCUGACUGACGGCUCUGUUCUGUGUGGGAAGUGGUUUUUCGACAGCUCCGGGGGCAAUGGUCAUGCACUCGAGCAUUUCAGAGACAUGGGUUAUCCUCUGGCGGUGAAGCUGGGCACCAUCACACCUGAUGGGGCAGAUGUUUAUUCUUUUCAAGAAGAGGGACCUGUUUUGGAUCCUCAUUUGGCCAAACACUUAGCACACUUCGGGAUCGACAUGCUUCAUAUGAAUGGGACAGAGAAUGGGCUCCAGGACAAUGACAUCAAGCCAAGAGUCAGCGAGUGGGAAGUGAUCCAAGAAUCGGGGACUAAGCUGAAGCCGAUGUAUGGACCAGGGUACACGGGCCUGAAGAACCUGGGCAAUAGUUGCUACCUCAGUUCUGUCAUGCAGGCCAUCUUCAGCAUCCCAGAGUUUCAGAGAGCGUAUGUAGGAAACCUCCCUAGGAUAUUUGACUACUCGCCAUUAGAUCCAACGCAGGACUUCAACACUCAGAUGACUAAAUUGGGGCACGGCCUUCUCUCUGGCCAAUACUCGAAGCCUCCCAUGAAAUCCGAGCUCAUUGAGCAGGUGAUGAAGGAGGAGAACAAGCCUCAGCAGAAUGGGAUCUCUCCACGCAUGUUCAAGGCCUUUGUCAGCAAGAGCCACCCAGAAUUCUCCUCUAAUAGACAACAAGAUGCCCAGGAGUUUUUCUUGCACUUGGUCAAUCUGGUAGAGAGGAAUCGAAUUGGCUCAGAAAACCCAAGUGAUGUUUUCCGGUUUUUGGUGGAAGAGCGCAUUCAGUGUUGUCAGACCCGAAAGGUCCGCUACACAGAGAGGGUGGAUUAUCUGAUGCAGUUACCUGUGGCCAUGGAGGCAGCAACCAACAAAGAUGAGCUGAUCUCCUAUGAACUGAUGAGAAGAGAAGCAGAAGCAAAUCGAAGACCCCUUCCCGAGCUGGUGCGAGCCAAGAUCCCAUUCAGUGCCUGCCUUCAGGCCUUUGCUGAACCAGACAACGUGGAGGACUUCUGGAGCAGUGCCCUGCAGGCAAAGUCUGCAGGGGUGAAAACAUCUCGCUUUGCCUCAUUCCCUGAAUACUUGGUAGUGCAGAUAAAGAAGUUCACUUUUGGUCUUGACUGGGUUCCCAGAAAAUUUGAUGUUUCUAUUGAUAUGCCAGACCUACUAGAUAUCAGCCAUCUCAGGGCCAGGGGCUUACAGCCAGGAGAAGAAGAGCUUCCAGACAUCAGUCCCCCCAUAGUCAUUCCUGAUGACUCAAAAGAUCGCCUGAUGAACCAGCUGAUAGACCCCUCAGACAUUGACGAAUCCUCCGUGAUGCAGCUGGCUGAGAUGGGCUUUCCUUUGGAAGCCUGCCGGAAGGCUGUGUACUUCACUGGAAACACUGGAGCUGAGGUGGCCUUCAACUGGAUUAUCGUGCACAUGGAGGAACCUGAUUUUGCUGAACCUUUGGCCAUACCUGGGUAUGGAGGGGCUGGAGCCUCUGUAUUUGGUGCUACUGGAUUGGACAACCAACCUCCUGAGGAAAUCAUAGCUAUCAUCACCUCCAUGGGAUUUCAGCGCAAUCAGGCAGUGCAGGCCCUACGAGCAACGAAUCAUAACCUGGAAAGGGCACUGGACUGGAUCUUCAGCCACCCGGAGUUUGAAGAGGACAGUGACUUCAUGAUUGAGAUGGAGAACAAUGCCAAUGCAAACAUCGUGUCCGAGGCCAAGCCUGAAGGACCCAGAGUCAAGGAUGGAUCUGGAAUGUACGAGUUGUUCGCAUUCAUCAGUCACAUGGGAACAUCUACAAUGAGUGGCCAUUAUGUUUGCCAUAUCAAAAAGGAGGGACGGUGGGUGAUCUACAAUGACCACAAAGUUUGUGCCUCAGAAAGGCCCCCCAAAGACCUGGGAUAUAUGUACUUUUACCGCAGGAUACCAAGCUAAACCUUACAAGAGUUGGCUAGAAGAAGUCAUACACCUUUUUAAUUUGCCAAAAAGAAAAAAAAAGAAAAAAAGGAAAAAGAAAAAUAAAGGAAAAAAGUCUGGACAACUGGACACAGAGGACUACAUGACUAUUUAUUGCUUCUUUCAAGACUGGGGUCACUCCACUUGACGCCUUCUGGAGAAGACCUGGGAAGAAAUGUCUGUUGGUGGCAAUACUCUGUUGUAGGGAAUUUUGUAACUGUUCAGGGAGUGGAUGAUGUAAGCAAAGACAUUGGCACCAGCACAUCAGAUACGGAGUGUCCUUCCCUCUUCUACUUUAGGGGUCAGUGGUAAGACCUCACCUACAGUGAAAAAGUGCCCCCAAAUAAGAAAUCAAAACCUGGGCUUGUUUUUAUUGAUGGUAUCAUGUUUUCAUUUCCCACAAUAAUUUCUGACCUAGGUAUGUGUACUAGGACAUCUGCAAUGGAAACUAUUUUUAAUUUAAAUCAUAUCAGAGUUAAUAAUACACUGUGUGAAUGUGUGUGAGAGUGUACGUGUGAUCUUUGUAGUCUAUUGGAAAUCUGAUGGGUUGGUGUUCAAAGGCUAAGUAGUUGCCAUUAAGCAUAUUUGGAAAAGGCAGGCAAACAUUUUACCAAACCUAUAACUCAGGAACAGUUGUUAAAAAUUAGUUCCCCACUUGGAUUUUUAAUGAGUACAAAGGGCUGUGUUAUGGCCUCUAAGUGCUGUGUGGCAUUUGUGCGGGUCUGUGCCAUUUGACAUCAAUGCCAGAUGCCCAAGUCUUGUCCUAUUGUGCUUUGCCAAAGGCAUAUAGACAGCUUCUCUUCCUCGGCAGCGUAGCCCCUCAAAGCUUUGUGUUUAUUCGUAGUUAGGUAACUUAUCUCUUGCCUUGUGCUUACUCUCUGGAAUCAUGUUAAAUGCCCUUGCUCUGUGUGACUUUCUGGUCCCUGAACUUUCUUAGGUUUUCACUUCUCUGCUUCUCUGGGGCCAGUCUGACCUCUGCCUUCACUGCCUAUCUGCUGUGUCGCAUAGUGUGACCUUGGGCACUUUAAGGAUGUGAGCUGCAGAGACACAUCUGUACCAUCCUUUCCAGCUGGACAUUUUAGUGUCUUAGCUGCAGCCUGAGAUCAGAGCCGAGCUCUGGAUGUGCUCUGGGGAGGAAGGAGCUCUCUCUCUCAUUUAUACUGCUUUUCACUAGCUCAGACUAGUCAACGAAGUGAAAAAGGGUCUAUGGCUGUCUGCUCAAUGUGUGCUUGUUGGAUUGAAAAGAUCUUUCUAGAAACUGCAGAAGAAUGAAGAGGUAGAACCAACUGGGGCUGAGUAAAGCAGGGGCAUGGGGCUAGGAUGCGGUGAGUUUGAACAGCCAGGGCUCUGUUAAGCUGUGGCCCUGUCUCAAGGAAGGUCAUAUGUACUACAAGUCUGGGCUGUGGAGCUUGGGCCAGAGGCCUGCAACCCUGGGUGCUGCCUCAACUGGCUAUGGGUCUUGGCAAACCCUUCCUUUUCCCGUGCCUCACUCCCCUCAUCAACAUGUGGAUGAGGGGAGACGUCUCCUCUUUCUAGAAGGCUUUGAUCCAUGCCUAGGAAUCUUCACAGAGAGCAGAAGGCAGAACAUGGUAGGUGCCAGGCCAGUGUGUCCCUGCCUUCUCGACUCUGCUGAUGCUUUUUCCACUUGGGAAAUGACACGGCAGAGGGAGGGAGCAGCAAUUCUCUACAACACUGUCCCACUGACGCCCCUUCUAGGCUUGAUUUCAAGACCCUAAGUGUCUGUUUUGUGUGUCCCUGACCAUCCUGUCCCCUACCCCCCGAGGGAAUUCCCACACUAAGCAGCCUUACAAAACCCACUCCCUAUAGGGCCACAUGUCAUAGAAUAAUGACACACAUCUCCAGUGGCUGGUUUGAAGUGCUACAAAGCAAAGGCCUUUUUUGGGGGUAAGGGGUUCUCUGGAGGUCUGAGCUCAAAUGUGGUCAAAGAUAGCAUGUAUAUUUUGAAAAAAAAUAAAAAUUUUUAAUAAAACCUUUGCAAUAUCAAUGGUGUAAAAUCCACAUAAAAAAUUAGAAAAAUUAGGCCAAAAACCACUUAAUUUCAUUAGGUAGACUAAGCAAACUGAUGCUGAGACAUACUUCGAGAAAGUGUAGUAUGGUUGCCUCUCCCCCUGCUUCACCAACACAAGGGCUAUUUCAUGGCAAGGUUUUGUAUUUGCGCUAUUCAUUCAUAUUGGGAGCUGGGUGCACUGCGGCUUUCUAGUUAAAAAUGUGCUUGCAUGUGUCUCCUGGUAUAUGCAAAUCAGGCUUCUCUGGAGUACGAGUGGGAUGUACCGCUUCCCUUACACAUGUGGGUAGACAGGACGCUCGUGUGGCUGCAACUGGAGCAGCAUGUGGUUUGUCUCUACCAACCCAUCUGCCAGGAGUCUUCUGUGUGAGAAUGUGGUGGUGUGUUUGUGUGGCUCUCUCUCUCUCUCUCUGUGUGUAGGCAUCUGUGUGAAGGAAAGAGCUUUCCUUCUGUAACUAUCUUUUGAUACCCAUUUGUGUAGACUCCCAAUGUGUCUUUGGAAAAUAGCUCAAAGUUUCUGUUUUGUCACUUGGUCUAAAUACCCAAAUAACUAGUCAGGAAUCCAGUUUGAUACAGAAGGGAUUGUCUUUUUCUUUUAAAUGAAAAGAAUCUGAGAAGAAUCAUAUUUUAGUGACACUUUGUAUGAAUGUUGUUUCACUUCUGGAUUUGCCUAGCCUGUUUCCCCAAACCUACAAGAGAAUGUGCCUGCUGUCUCCCCUGAAUUCCUUUGGGCUCCUAUUACCUGAACUGCACACUUACAAGUGGGCUUAUGUCCUGACUUUGCCUCUUAGUGUGACCUGCCUGAGUUAUUUUAUCUCUUUGGGCCUUUGUCUGUGGAUCAGAAUUAGACUUGAUAAUUGGGAAGUCCCCAUGUGUCCUAUAACCACAUUUUGGUUUUACUUUUCUGUGAUUAUAACCCCAGUCAGACAAGAGCUGGGGCAAUCAGAAUUUUGGUGUCUGAGUCUGGGCUUAUUUGUUUGUAGGACCCUGUCAUCGUUAGUAUGCACCCCAUUCUGUUCCUGUGAGGCUCUCUGUGACUGUCCCUCCCCAAAGCAAAAGCAGCAAUCCAUUCAAGACACCCUCUCGGGAAAGUCUCAGAGUGCCCUUCAACUCAGUCUAUCUAACACAAACAAGUUUUAGAAUCCUUGAAGACAGUCCCACCCCCAGAUAAUCGCUGACAAAGUUGUCUGUCCUAGGAGAGGUAUUUAGAAAGUCUGUCUUUGUCACUGUAGACACCAUGGAUGCUGAGUCUCACUGUGGGUAUUUAGAGCCAGUGAGUAGCUGCCAGGAAACUGGGCAGAACAGAGUAAGGGUUAGAUACAUGUGCUUCUGCCUGUGGAUAAAACUCCCAGCCGACAGAACAAGGCCUGUGUUGGUACGUUGGUGGGUAGAACCGCCUACCUGAUGCUGCCAGGAUUUCCUCUUGUCCUAGUUUGCUUUUCAUUGAUGUAAUAAACACCAUGACCAAAAGCUAAUUGGGGAGGAAAGGGCUUAUUUUACCUUAGAGCUCACAGUUCACCAUGAAGGGAAGUCAGGGCAGGAAGGCAAGGCAAGAGCCUGAAGGCAAACACUGAGACGGAGGCCAUGGAGGGGUGCUGCUCACUGGCUUGUUCUCCGUGGCUUGUUCAGUCUGCUUUCUUAUAGAACCCAAGACAACCUGUUUACAGGUGGCACCACCCACAGUGGCCUCGGCCCUUCCACAAUGAUCAUUGAUCAGAUUAAUCAGGGAGGUGUCCCAUAUGCUUGCCCACAGGUUGAUCUUUUUUUGUUUGUUUGUUUGUGUUUUCGAGACAGGGUUUCUCUGGGACUCACUCUAUAGACCAGGCUGGCCUCGAACUCACAAAGAUCUGCCUGCCUCUUCCUCUGCCUCCCAAGUGCUGGGUCACCUUAAUCUUAAUGGGAACAUUUUCUCAAUUGAGGUUCCUUCUUCCCAGAUGACCUUAGCUUGGGUCAUAUUAACAAACAAACAAACAAACAAACAAAACUUAAUUAGCACACCUACUCUAUGAAUCAUCCUUAGAGCUUGUGGAACACUGUAGCCCUACAGGGUGGUGGAAUUUGACCAAUCCAUACUAAGAUUGCCCUGCAUGCAUAAAAUGCACACUAAAACAUGAAGUACGAUUAACUCAUCAUGUUGAUUGCAAAUGAUGUGGGACACAUUGAUUAACGUAAUGGUAAUUUAACAUUUAAAUGAAUUUCGCUCUGAUAUCUGAUUUUGUGUGGCUCCUGAGUCAUUUGGAUCUGUGGCUAAUGGCUCGUCUGGCAGUGCUCCACAGUGUGAGGUAGGCAGUGACAUCCCAUGUGUAAGAAGAGACUUCUGCAGGGGGGGGCUCCAAAUCAAAGCUGCACAUAGCACAUGAGGAACUGAACAUGCCCCAACAAUUACAAGAUUCUUCUGCUUUAAAAAACAGUCUUCCCAGUUUAGAGACAGAAGCAGGGCAUCUCCGAUGGAUGGCCGUUCUUUACCCUGGCUUUGGGGCCCUGUGGAUUGGUGUCUGCUUUCCCAGCAUCUUUGGGGUGCUGCGGAUGUUUUAGCUGUGGCUGGGCUUUGAGCAUACCACUUUCACCUCAGGCAACAUUCUCUUGUAGUUCCCCUCCUGGGCGUUUUGUAGUCUGUCACAGCUUGGUGUUUGCAAAGACUGGUUGGAUCUCAGAACUCCUCAACUUGGGCUGAGGUUGAGCCUGAUCCACCUGCCUGCCCAGCAGCGUUGCUGCUGUUGCUGGUUGCCGGAAGACUUGGUAUUUAUUUACUUUGCAUUAGUCACGGUUGGUGUGGAAAUUACAAGUGUUUGGGAGAGUACUUGCCUGUGUUGGAAAGAGAUGGAUAAUUUAUUGCUUUGAUAGUUUUAAAUUAAAAGCUAUUCUCACAAA